UGCACAUCAUGGAUGAUGAACCUCUUUCUUCGAAUGACACGGGUGAAGAGUCCAUCCACGAGCCCCCAAUCAUUUCUUUCGAUAACAGCGGCGACGGCCCGCUUCGGGUGCCCGGCUUUGGUGCCAUCCCUCUGGAUUAUGAGCUUCCAUCCGACGCGCGCUUUGCUCAUGGAAUCAAAGAGUGGCGCCAGGCGCCAGCCGUCACAGCACGUGAGCUGACCAUGACUGCGGUAAUGAAUCGUCUGACCGACCGUCCAAACUGGCAUGUCGAUGUCUUUGAUGAUGUGGUCGUGGCGCGCUGGCGGCAAGACAGCACUGCCUCCAUCGCUAUGAAUCCCCUCUUGAGUGACCGGGCCUGGGAGUGGUGCGUGCAGGAACUACGCGACAAAGCCACCAAGUUUCAGCAAAAUGGGCAUGUCCGGGUGUUGGACACUGGAUCCUGUGUCUGCAAGUCUGAUCAUGUUCCCGCACUUCAAACGGGGGAGCUAGCCGGCGAGUUCCGACGCGCGGUAAAACCGGUGCUUCGAUCCCUCAUGGAAUCUGGGCUGUUGGAUUGGCGGUCAAGGAAUAGAUUAAGUACCGUCGACCCGACCAUGUUUCCGCUGGUUUAUGGGCAUAGCUUGGUCUUGACUGAUGGUGGUCGGGUGGAGGUAGAGAAUGUGCUUGGCGCGUAUCAAGGUGCGACCACCCUUGCGCCUGCUCAUGUCGACAAGAGGACAGAUUCGGCGAACAUUCAGAGGCAAAUUGAUGAACGGCCAAAGCCGCUAUGGUGGGUGAGAGUCGAUGAUGAAACAGCGCCUCAUUACCGAUGGAGCGCGAAUUAUCAGGCUCUGCCAUCCGAAGUGGAGUUUGUAGGGGAUGCAGGAUCGACGGAGGUUCGCCUCACCUCAUAUGUCAAUAAUCUGCAUCCUGUGCACCAGGGCCUGUACCGUGCAAUUGAGACAUUGGUAGGCUGGACAAUACCAUUAUGGAACGACUGCUUGGUCCAGGGCCAGCGGGGCUGGAGCGACAUCUUGAACCAGGGCCAGCUGGGGCCGGUGCCACUACGGAUAAUCACUUAUGGAAUAGAGUGGGAGAAUGAGAUUCCCGAAUGCCUGCUCGCCUUCCGGAUUCCAAGUGAGUGGAGAAAGUCGAGGUACCGCUUUUUCCGAGAAGAGCUUUUAAACAAUGCGGGGGAUAACACAGAAGAGGGUCGCAAAAGAUUUCAACGCGCACAAAAACGACUGGAAGACUUUCAAGACGUUAUAGGGAGUGAAGAAAAGAAGUUACCGCCCCCCGAGUCAGACCUCUGGCAACGCGCAAAGGAGUAUCUCGAACUUCCUGAGGAUGGAUCAGCGACCCCUGUUCCUGCUCCAGAUGAUUGGCCGGAGAACACUUGGUAUGCAAUCGAACGCAAGGCCAAGAGAGUGGUGCGUUUUCGUCACCCGGAGCCAGGGACGGCUUUUUCUUAUGAAGAGUGGAAGACGGGGCAUCACCACGAAAGAGCUGUGGUUGACAUGAUCCGCAAGCGGAUCGACUGGCAUGAUAUGCCCUACAAACCUGUCACGCCUCCCCACAAACCAUAUACUGUUCGGCUUCAGGAGGCCUUCCGUUCGCAAGGACUACAAGUAAUUGUGAACAUGGAGAACAUUGAGCUUACCCUUGACAGCCCGGACUACAAAGGAACAGACUGGCAUAUGGAAGGCCAGCUUAACGAGCACCUCAUAGCUGUCGCCAUCUUUGCAUACGAUAUCGAGAAUGUUACAGAACCCCAGAUCGCCUUUCGUCAGAACACUAAGAUGGACCAAUGCUUUUACAGAUACAGGGAGCAUAAAGAAACAGGAUGCAGGUGGCACAUACGAACGCCGCCAGCCCACAGAUAUGGAAAACAUGGCUACUCCGAUUUAUAUGAAUUGGCGCAAAUCCUGGGCUAUUCGGAUUUUGACCUCGAUACUGAUAACCACGCAACGAGAACAUGGCAGGAUAAAGGUGUAGUCUCGGUCUCGCAAGGGCGUUUGAUCGCAUUUCCCAACCUUCUAGAGCACCGUGUCGAGCCCUUCUCCCUGGCUGAUCGGACUCGCCCGGGGCAUUUUAGAUACAUCAAGCUGUAUCUGGUCGACCCUCACUAUCGCGUCUGCUCCACCCGAAAUGUGCCGCCCCAACAGCAUCACUGGUGGGCAGAAGCGGUAGGUGCGGAUCUGAGCGCUGCGGGACUGCCUCAAGAGAUAAUCGAUCAGAUCAUGCAAGAGACGGGCAGCUGGCCUAUGGGGUUACCGGAGGCUCGGCGGCACCGCCACGCCUUUUUGAAAGAGCAUCGCUGGAAUAAUCUGGUCAGGAUGGAGGAAAUGAAUUGGCCGUACUUCAAUUGUUGAACACGAAUUGUGGAGAAGUUAUGGAAGCCUUUCCCGUGUGUGCCGCAAAGUAGAAACUAUCCAAG
Aspergillus costaricaensis CBS 115574 is the source of this 2416-nucleotide messenger RNA. Its product is annotated as DUF4246 domain-containing protein. Lineage: Eukaryota; Fungi; Ascomycota; Eurotiomycetes; Eurotiales; Aspergillaceae. Bases 9 to 2351 code for a protein of 780 amino acids. The transcript has a single exon. The record is from RefSeq and is a predicted model, not a curated record.